Molecule: messenger RNA, 1616 nt
Organism: Halichondria panicea
Lineage: Eukaryota; Metazoa; Porifera; Demospongiae; Suberitida; Halichondriidae
Product: TNF receptor-associated factor 4-like
Exons: 2
Coding region: 94-1317 (407 amino acids)
Biological process (GO): signal transduction; regulation of apoptotic process
Molecular function (GO): zinc ion binding; protein binding
Source: RefSeq, a predicted model, not a curated record
GUAGGAGUUGACUGUGAAAAAGGUUGGCCCAUUAGAAUAGAUAUGUGAUAGAUAAUAAAUCAACAAAUCCACCGUACAAAGAGAGCUCAAGAUAUGGCGUCCAAUAUCAUAGGUGGCUAUGACCUGAAUUGGUUGGAAGCACCUUCGCAGGAGCUAAAAUGUCUCAUUUGCCUGUCAGUAGCCAGAGACCCUCAACAGCAUGGAGACGAAGGUUGUGGCAAAAUGUUUUGUGAGAGCUGCAUCUCUGAGCAUCAGAAGGAGAGCACAAAUUGUCCACACUGUCGAGAAAACUUAACUCUCUUUACAGACGUUCGAAGUGCCCAGCAAAUAAAGCUCCUAAAAAUAAAUUGUGAUAACCGAGAAAAUGGCUGUGUAUGGACGGGGGAACUGGGAAAUCUGACGACACACCUUCGGUCAUGUGACUACCCCCUUCUGCCGUGUAUUAACGAAUGCAUCAUCAAUAAUGAGAUUGCCACAUUCCUGCCGAAAGAUCUUGAAGACCACCUCACCAACAACUGCCCAAGACGCCAAUACGAGUGUCCACAUUGCCAGGAGACGGGGGAACAUGAGGAGAGGACCACCAUUCAUCUAGAGACCUGUUCAAAGGUUGAGAUACCAUGUUCGAACUUGAGAUGCCGAGACAAAUUUCCUCGCUGUGAGAUCAUUACCCAUCAAUCCAUGUGUGAAUACGAGCCUGUGUCCUGCAAAUAUGCCAAGGUUGGCUGUAAGACCACACCUCUACGCAUAAACCUCUCGAAGCACGAGAAAAACGACAAAGUUCACCUUCGAGUGACUGCUGAAAAAGUUCUAGAGCUUACCAGCUUUGUCUCUAGAUCUAAUACAGUUCCUCGUACAAUCAGACUACCUAACUAUCUGAAACACAAGAGUGACAAAGAUCAGUUUUACAGUCCUCCAUUCUACACUUCUUACAAUGGCUAUAAGAUGUGUGUACGUGUGGAUGCCAAUGGCAACGGUGCUGGUGAGGGCACUCAUGUUUCAGUGUAUGCCUAUCUCAUGAAGGGAGACAAUGAUGACUCCCUGUCCUGGCCGUUCACUGGGAGGGUCACAUUGGAGCUACUCAACCAACUGGAGGACAGGAACCAUCACAAGGUGACAAUCCCAUUCCCAGCAGACAGUAAGUCCAGUCAGAGAGUGGUGGAGCAUGAGAGAGCAUCACUAGGAUACGGCCGGCCAAAGUUCAUCUCCCACGCUGACCUCGACUACAAUGCGUGCGAGAACACUCAGUACCUCAAAGACGACACUCUGGUGUUCAGGGUAUCUGUACAAGUACCCGACUACAAGCCGUGGCUGCAGUGAAAACCCACAAGUUGAAUUGCAAUUGUAACAUACUUAUAGAUUACAUUACUUUAGUAAAUAUAGCUAUAGUUUUGCAAAAUCUAUAGACACCUUACUUCACUAGACCCUCUCAAUAAUUUAAAAAUUGUUGUAUAAUUUCUACGUAGCUUUUUUAUUAAAAUUAAUGUGAACAAUUGGGUCAAAGAGUAGAUCUGUAUACGGACAAUCUACAAUGUAACCACACAUAUAUUGCAUAGAACACGAAGUAGUCUAGACAUGGUAUAGUUAUAUACACAUGUGUGCACACAAGCCCAGAAUAG